CUGCCAAUCGGUGGUGCUGCUAAGCGCGAAUCGAUGUUAUCGGCCCUGAGAGGGCAACGACAGAAAGUCGAUAGGUUUGACCAAGGAUGCGAGUACGGCGGGAGCACAGCUUUUUUCAAGCCACUAUUUUAGGGUGACACAGCCAUCUCCUCAGAGGGAAUUAGUAUUGAACUACAUUGGAAAUCUUUUUAAAAUUUGCCGAAAGAGAAUUCUUUUUCAUCCCCGAUUUGGAUAAAGUAUCUAUUAAAUCACCUCCCCGAUUUCGUUAUAAGUCCUCCAUAUUCAAGUUUUUUUGAGGUCUUCAUAAAAAUAAUUAAGCUUUCCUGAAAAAUACUGGCAAUACUGGUUUUUCUUAAAACAUUUUAAAAUCAAUAACUGUUUUCGACAUAACUGAAAGAUUGACUUUUGAAAACUAUAGAGUUUUCGAAAACAACGUAAUAGAAUAAAUCUGAAAUGAAAGUCAGCGAAUAUUUGUCAUGAAUAUUGUGAUAAAAUUGUAACGAUUUGGUAAUGUUGACUUUUCAUACUGAAUAAAUGGUGAAUAAGCACUUGUUAUGCGUUUUUUGGAAGUAAAUAACUUUAUCAAAAACGUUAAAAUUUACAUAUGCUGUGUCAGAACUUUCGUACAUCUCGUGAAAUGCAGACGUCUUUCGCUUGGAUUUCUUUCUUCACUUUGUUCCUAAGCCAACUGGAUGCUUCCCAGUUCUUAGAGAAACCUUGUGGAACACCUAAUGUGGUAUAUAAAAUAGUUAAUGGUGCUGAUGCUAGACGUCAAGAAGCUGCAUGGAUGGCUGCAAUCGACAAUGGCACAGCUCUUCUUUGUGGUGGCACCCUGAUUCAUAGACGCUUUGUUUUAACUGCUGCACAUUGCAUAGUUGGCCAAAAACAACUACAGGUGAAGUUGGGAGCAUACAACCAGAAUUACCCUACCGUCGUAUCCAAAGUCAUUAAAGGAAUACCUCACGAAUUAUUCAAAGGAUUUCCAACUUAUGAAAAUGAUAUAGGAUUGCUUAAACUUUCGAGCAGCGUCGUCUACAACCCCAAUAUAAUCCCAAUCUGCAUUAUUUUAAAUAAGAAUUUUAAAACACAUGUAGAUAAAACAAAGGCAUUCAAAGCCUAUGGUUGGGGACAAAAAGCAAACGGCAAGCAGAGCGAUAUACUUCAAACUGUCAUCCUCAACCGGGAAGAUCCAUCCAAUUGCUAUAUGUCAUUUGCAAUGACUCCCACUUCAAAUCAGAUAUGUGGUAGGGUUUUUUUCGGAGACACCUGUGCAGGCGAUUCUGGUGGUCCAUUAGUCAAUAAUGUCACUAUUAAGGGAAUCGGCGUUCGCGCAAUCCAGCUAGGAAUCGUAAGCUAUGGGGAUGAUGGGUGCAAUGGGCUUAGUGUAUAUACCGAUGUGACAAGCUAUGUGGAUUGGAUUGAUGCUACUAUAAAAAAAAAUUACUUUGCGGAUGAGUCACAAGCCCAAAUAGGUCUACAGACUCCCAAGGUUCUUGAUAAGUGGCUUUACAGUGACUGCGGUGGUGAUACCAUUGCUUCAAAUUUACUGGCAAACAUUUAUGGACUUGGUUUCAUAGCCCAGGGCGUGCUGAUCACAGACCAAUUUGUCAUAACAAAUGCCAAAGGCUUAGGAAUUCCAGUUUCCCUAGAAGUGAGUGUGAUCGGAAUGCAAAAAAGAUAUAAAUCAUACAGAGUUGUAAAAAUCUUCACGCAAGCACAGGCAAACAAUGAUAUUGCUUUGCUCAAACUAAAUCGACCGGUGACGGGGACAGAUGGAAUGAAACCGAUCUGUAUGCUUGCGAACUUAAAGGACCAACAGGAAGCCGAAUCUAGCAACUUCUUUACAGUAUUUGACUAUGUUAACACCUAUACAGGCCUUAACAUUUUUGAUUUUAACGUUUUUCCUAUACACCCCUAUUAUUGCUCAUAUAGUGUCCAAAGAAUAAUCGAAACAAAUCAACUUUGUGUGAGAACUCCUCAGGGUAUCAGUCAGAAUUACGGAAAACCUGGCGACAUAUUGGGAAAAAAGAUAUCGUAUAAGGGAAAGGAAAGGUUCGUUUUGUAUGGAAUUCUCAGUUAUAGCUAUAAUGGUGUGCACAUUUAUACAAAUGUUAUGGCUCAAACCAAAUGGAUAGCGAAAACGGUUAAGUUAAAUCAAUAAUAAUUUUCUACCAGGGGUGCUACAGAAAUCACUUCAGCGCCAAGUCUUGUAAAAUGUAUAUUGAUGCACAUAAGAAACUUUCGCUAAAUGUGUUAUAUUAUAGUAGCUAUUUAUUAAGAAUAAAUAAGUAAAUAACUUUGUGUAAAAUAAAUAUUAUAACUUUCAGAGGUUAUUAUGAAGGAG
Messenger RNA from Drosophila subpulchrella, 2344 nucleotides. RefSeq names its product venom prothrombin activator oscutarin-C catalytic subunit-like. Gene Ontology annotation, molecular function: serine-type endopeptidase activity. NCBI's taxonomy places the organism in Eukaryota, Metazoa, Arthropoda, Insecta, Diptera, Drosophilidae. The coding region runs from base 605 to 2161 and encodes 518 amino acids. The transcript is spliced from 7 exons. Gene Ontology annotation, biological process: proteolysis. The record is from RefSeq and is a predicted model, not a curated record.